Molecule: messenger RNA, 2345 nt
Organism: Bombus terrestris (buff-tailed bumblebee)
Lineage: Eukaryota; Metazoa; Arthropoda; Insecta; Hymenoptera; Apidae
Gene: Pyroxd1
Product: pyridine nucleotide-disulfide oxidoreductase domain-containing protein 1
Exons: 3
Coding region: 1-1434 (477 amino acids)
Molecular function (GO): oxidoreductase activity; flavin adenine dinucleotide binding
Source: RefSeq, a predicted model, not a curated record
AUGGAUAAAGAAGAAAUAAAUUGUACGUUUGCAAUAGUAGGUGGAGGUAUAGCAGGAGUAUCCUGUGCUAAAAGUAUAGCCUUUCUUGUUCCGGAGGAAAAAAUCAUCCUAAUUACAGCAAGUCCCUUAAUAAAAGCAGUUACAAAUAUAGUUCCACUUAGUAAAACAUUAAUGCAGUUUGAUAUUGAAGAAAAGGACACAGCAGUUUUGAUGGAAGCACAUGAUUCAUUAAAAGUUAUUAAUGAUUUUGUAAUACAAAUAGAUAGCUUAAAUAAACAAGUGCAAACUAGAAAUGGAAGAAUUAUAAACUAUAAAAUGUUAUGUCUUUGUAAUGGUGCUAGACCAAAACUGAUAGAAGAACAUAAUAAUUUUAUACUAGGGAUAAGAGAUACAGAAUCAGUUCUACAAUUUUCUCAAAAAAUAAAAAAUUCAAGAAGAAUUGUAAUAGUUGGAAAUGGAGGUAUUGCUACUGAACUUGUGAAUGAAGUAGAUGGUGUUGAAAUGAUAUGGGUAAUUAAAGAUAAACAUAUUUCUGCAACAUUUGUUGAUCCUGGGGCUGCAGAAUUUUUUAUGGACAAGGUAUACAAAACUGAUCCAUAUACAAAUACUAAUGCUAGUUCAUUUACUAAAAGAAUGAGAUACACUGUCACUAAUACAUCAGUUGUAACAGGUGGACCAGCUCUAGGUCCAGAUUGGCAUAAUAAUUUUGAUGUAAAAGGUGCUUUCCUUAAAUCUGCAAAAGUACAAAUAGAAUAUGAAUGUGAGAUCAUUAAAAUUCUUAAUAAAUCAGAACAAAAGGAAGUUGAUCCCAUGGAAGAAUGGUCCAUAUAUGUUGAAUUAACAAAUGGAAAAGUUAUUGGCUGUGACUUUGUUGUAUCAGCAACAGGUGUAAUACCAAAUUCUGAUAUAGUAGGUUUGGAGGAUAUAAAAAAAAGUGAAGAUGGGGGGCUGCUGGUAGAUUGGAAAUUGGAAACUUCAAAACAGGAUAUAUAUGCCGCUGGAGAUGUGUGUAGUGCAGGAUGGGAAUUAGCAAAACAUUGGUUUCAAAUGAGGCUGUGGACUCAAGCACAUCAAAUGGGACGGUAUGCGGCAAAAUCAAUGGUUUCUAAAUUAAAAAAUGAAGAAUUUUUGCAAGAUUUCUGUUUUGAACUUUUCACCCACGUAACUAAGUUUUUUGGUUACAAAGUAGUUUUACUUGGUUUGUAUAAUGGACAAAAGUUGGAUAACAAUUAUGAGAUAUUGUUACGAAUGACCAAGGGAACAGAAUACAUAAAACUUAUCCUAGAAAAUGGUAAAAUGCAAGGAGCAGUAUUAAUUGGAGACACUGAUUUAGAAGAAAUGUGCGAAAACUUAAUACUUAAUCAAUUGGAUUUAAGUAUUUAUGGAGAAGAUUUACUAAAUCCUGAUAUUGAUAUUGAAGAUUAUUUUGAUUAACCAUAUCUAGGAAUUCAACUUUACAACAAAUUUAUGUGAUCGUGAGGAAAACCCGUGAAAAACAUGCACUCUUGAGAGGCAGAUAGGAAAAGGAAGCAAAACCAAAGUAAAAUAGUUUCCUCCAACAUGAUUCAUAAGCGUCAAGCUGAAAAACGAGCACAGGAGGGAAAAAGAGGAACAAAAGUGAAAAACAGAAACAAGACCAACAACCGCAUCCUUUCAAGUCAUCGAACCAACCAAUCCAAUAACUAACCAGUGUAAAGGCCUAACCAGUGGUCCAUCCAACAUGAUAUCCAAAUGUUCGGAAAAGUUCUGACAACCUGAAUUUUUUCCGAUACGAACAAGUCCUGGAGGAAUGAGAUACAAGAGCGUACCAGAUAACAUAGGAUCGGCCGCGAGAUUUAUGAGACAAGGUUGCUUAUCUUUCUCACGAAAAUCGAGUUCAAUAGCGAUACCACAACGACUAAUCGCAAGUUGUUCUUCAGUCUUCUUUAGCUGGUGCCUUAAUUUAUCAAUUUCUUGUUGUUUCUGCUUAAUUUCAUCGUUAUUUUGGUUAACCGGUGGGACAGAAUCGAGAAGACGACGUGGAAGAAUACCAAGUUGCUUUUCGUAUCCUUCACGUACACCGCGCAAUCGCAAUACUUCCGCUUUCAAUUCCCUAAGAGAGAGAUCACAAUUAUAUUUAAAAUUAAAAGCUUUAGGUUAGACUUGUUGCAAACUGGAAAAACUGUAUCGAUAAUAUUUAAUGAUAUUCUUUUGUUUAUCUGUUCCGAAGUGGAAGACUUCUUUUAUACACGAACUUUCGAUUUAUUAUAUUUAUAUUGGGAGAAAAUCUGUUAUAUUUUAUUGAAUGUAAUAAUGAAUUAUUAAUUGUCCAUUCAUAAAGAAUAUAUUACCGAAUUAAUUUCUCA